Paraphaeosphaeria sporulosa is the source of this 3260-nucleotide messenger RNA. RefSeq lists its product as uncharacterized. The record is from RefSeq and is a predicted model, not a curated record. The transcript has 2 exons. Bases 81 to 2825 code for a protein of 914 amino acids. NCBI's taxonomy places the organism in Eukaryota, Fungi, Ascomycota, Dothideomycetes, Pleosporales, Didymosphaeriaceae.
UCACUUGCUUGCACCAUAACCAGCACCACUAAUUCAGCAAAAAAGACCUUCCAUCUGGUACAAACUCAGCAGCAAGCAAAAUGGUCGCGACACGCUCUCGUGGCAAGGCCACAGGCGACGCCGCCACCACCAACGCGCCUUCCACUACAUCCAUCCUCAACGCGCCGCCCAAGCGUGCCCCGAAGCGCAAGGCCGAGGAGGCCCCGGCAGCUGAGCCCGCUGCACUCUUCACAGCCGCAAAGAAGCCAACCAAGAGGACCAAGACUGCAGAGCCCGCUCCCAAGAAGCCCGCCGACAAGCCCGCCACAAAGCCCGCGACGCGCACGACCAGGCGCGCGGCAAAGCCCGUCGAGGAGACUCAGGCUGAGGACACAGAAGCGCCAGAGCCGGCCAAGCGUGCCACUCGCGGUCGCAAGGCCGCAGUACUCCCUCCCAGUAAGGCAACAGCACCCGCUCCCACGAAGGCAACAACAACCGCUCCCAAGAAGGCAGCAGCGCCCGCUCCUAAGAAGGCAGCAGCGCCCGCUCCUAAGAAGGCAGCAGCACCCGCUCCUAAGAAGGCAGCAGCACCCGCUCCCAAGAAGUCCGCUCAGAAGCCCGCGACGCGCACGACCAGGCGUGCGGCAAAGCCCGUCGAGGAGACUCAGGCUGAGGACACAGAAGCGCCAGAGCCGGCCAAGCGUGCCACUCGCGGUCGCAAAGCCGCUGAGCCAGCUCCUCCAGUCCAGGACGAAGAAGCCUUGCAGGCCAUCCUGAACCAGGAAGCUCUUGAAGAGCUGCCCAUCGACUACCCCACCACGCCGGCACAUAUCGCAGAGGCACAUGGAAACCAAAAGGCAUUCAAGGAGCUUGCCGCCGAGUAUCCAUCUACCCCCAAUGAGUUUGUGGAUGCGCACGAGAACCAGCAGGCGUUUGAGCAGAUGGCGGGCUACCCCAAGACUCCCUCCCAUAUCACUGCUCCGGUGUCUUCACGAGAGGCACUUCGGGAGUUGCCCAUCGACUACCCUACCACGCCGGCACAUAUCAUGGCUCCGGUACCUUCGCGAGAGGCACUUCGGGAGUUGCCCGUUGACUACCCUACCACGCCGGCACAUAUUAUGGCUCCGGUAUCUUCGCGAGAGGCACUUCGGGAGUUGCCCAUCGACUACCCUACCACGCCGGCACAUAUCAUGGCUCCGGGUCUUGACCAGCUCCCCGGUUAUCCAAACACCCCAGCGCCUAAGGAUGCUGCAAGCUCUCCAGCACAAGCCCACGGCACACCCGAGGCACCACCCAGCGAUAGUGCCACCGAGGAGUUCGUAUCAGCUCUCGAGGUCACCGAAGCGGACCUUAUGGAGGUCGACGGUGAAGAGUACACUAUCAAGACUACACCGCCUCCCAAGGUCAACUUCAGCAUCGACGGCAGCCUCAGCCUGGCGCCCACGCUGGCCCCUCCAAAGUCGGCUGCCCGUGCUUCCCCAACCAAGUCUGCUCUUCGCUCGCCGCUUAAGAAUGGCACGAAGACUCCGAAGAAGCAGGUUACCUGGCCGGAGGACUUCGAGACCGAAGAGGACGACACCUUCGACCUGGCUAUGCUUCUCCACGGCAUGCGCUUCUUGGUCGAUGUGACUUCCAAGGGCGAAGACCAAAGUCUGUUUUAUGUAACUUCGCUCGAAGACUUCGGUGCCCAGGUCGUCCGCGAGUGGACCGAGAAUACCGAAUUGACCCACGUCAUCUUCAAGGACGGCUCGCAAGAUACCAUUGACAAGGUUCGCGCCUCCAAUGGUGCGGUCAAGUGCAUCAAUACCGGCUGGCUGAUGGAGGUCGAGGCGACAAAGAAGCGCGUAGACGAGAGCAAGUUCGCCAUCGACCUGGAUACGGUGUCCGUGUGCACGCCUGUGUCUCGUGCUCCCAGGAGGCGUGAUUUCUUUACCCCCGCGAAGACACCAACGAGGUUCCUCAAUAAUAUUGAGUCAAGCUCUGCGGCGAAGUCCAUUGAGGACCUUCCAGCCACGCCUACCUCUUCCGAUUUUGACCGGUCCGUGGACACAAUUGAAGACAAGGAGAACAACGGUAGCAACUGGGAGGACAGCACCUUCUUUAAGAAGUUUUCCUUGUCCGCUCCAGCGAGGAAGCCAUGGCGCAAGGCGCAGGCCCUAUCCGCUGCUGCGAAGACCCCUACCAAAGAGAGUCUGCUUCGUGAGGCGCCUAUCAAGAGCUCCAUGUUUAGUGAGCGUCCCAUCAAGAGCGCCAUGUUCAGCCAGCCUGCUGUCAAGAGCUCGUUGUUUGGACAGACCGCCGCCAAGGAGUCAUUGUUCGACCAGCCUCCGAUCAAGGGUCCGCUCUUCGCCACGGCUCCAAAGCUUGGAGAGAACGCAGCAAAAGACUCCCUGUUCAGUCAAGGCCCCAUCAAAUGCCCUCUCUUCGCGCCAACCCCGAAGAAUGGGCAGAGCCAGCCACCCAUCAAGGGCCCACUUUUCGCUGUGAACCCAAAACUCAAUUUCUCAAAGAUGUCCCCGAACAAGAACGGGUCUCUAUUUGGCCAGAGCCCUCCGAAGCCCGCCUCUGUUGACUUUGCGCCUGCUGCUGCGGACACCUGGUUCGACCAACACGCCAAGAAGUCCACCUUGCUCGGACAGGGCCCGGUCAAGUCCUCGACUAUGAGCGUGCAGAGGCCUGGCAGACUCUCAGCUUUGCUCAACAAGGGAGUGCCUUCCACCCCUACCGCCUCUCGUGUUGCUCCGGCUACGAACUUCUUGUCCACCCACAAGAAGAGGACAGCAUCUGAGACUUUCGGUGGCAGCGUCACCGCGACUCCCGCAAAGAAGUUCCGGCCUCUUUUCUAAAUGACAUUGCGUCUUUUCUUCCUUAUCCAUCAAUGGAUCAAAGCCUUCGGGCAUGCAUUGCAUAAAACGGUGUUUGUGAUUUGGUUGGGCGGUUGGAAAAUACCCUUGGGAGGCAAUCGCUUGUACGAUUGUUGUCGGAGUUCUUGUUUUGAUGGGUGGCUUUGUGUUCUGCAUGGCCACGGUCUGGCGUUUGGGUUGGUCUUUUCUGCAGGUUGUUCUACUCCUAGUGGUUGAACUGACCCUCAGUCCUGAUCUCGCAUCGCGGCUUGAGAUCCGAGGUUGUAGGCCUGAAACGGCCUCCCAACGAUCAACAAAAGCCAGGUGUUUGAGAUUGGGCUGGGGGGAGGCAAGGUAGCGAGACUUAGAAUUACCUGCUUGAUUGUGUUAUUGUGGUGUAUUGUAGACGGAAGGAACUGGCACUGUAACGAAAUGAAC